GAUGACCGGGAACACGUUCUGCAUAGACACAUCUUGGUCCUACCCAAUCUUGCCGGUCGGCCUAAGGCUAUCUUGUGUGCCAUCGACGAGUGGAGUGUAGAGAACAAGAUUUUGAUGACGAUUGGUGUAGAGCGAGGCGACCUGAUUUUCGACAUCAUCUCUGAAGAAGAGCCAAAGGUGAUGGUCGAACUGGGAGAAUAAGUUGGUUAUUCUGCCAUCAAGUUUGGCCAGAGAUUGCGUGACGUGGGAGGUCAGCGUUACCUCAGUCUUGAAGCCAGCCUGGAGUAUGCAGAGAUUGCUCGUUCCCUGAUCAAGCUUGCCGGACUGGAGGAUGUUGUACAGAUCAUUGUAGGACCGAGCUCAAGCUCGUUGGUUGAUCUCGCUCUCUCGGACCCGUCUCCCAAAAUCAAUGUGCUAUUCAUCGAUCAUUCUGGAGGACUCUAUGAGCAGGAUCUCAAGUUGGCCGAGAUGCAUUCGUUGCUCAGCCUGCAAGCCGUCGAUAUCGUAGACAAUAUUCUCGACCCCAAUGCCAGCAAUUACAUGGCCAAGAUGGAUAUUCCUGCCCGGCCUACGGACUUAGAGAACUUCACGGCUGAGGCUACAGAAGAACGCGGAAAGGUCGCUUAUGCAUCUCGGGUUGUCGCUUUCAAGCUGCAAUCAGGCGAACAGGUAAGUCAAAACCAGAUUUCAUUACCUUCUUAGCUGACCCUAUUCUCCCAGGAUGCGAUGAUAAUUUCCAGAAGCGUCUGAGCUAGUAUUCAAAUGGAUGACGAGGGUUUCGAGUGGAAGGCAAGGACUGAUCAACCAAGUGGCAGUGGCAAUACCACUGUGAUCGGCUGAAAGUAAUUGUUCAUUGCAUCUGGGUCCGCUGUACACAGAACGCCGAGUUGUUUUUGGCGUGAUAAAGCUGAGCUAGCGAGCUAUACAAAGAGAGCAUGCUGUCAACAUUGCUGCGUAACGUUCUUUUCAAAAUCGAACAGCUGAGCUCGACUUUUCGGCAUUCGUGCUCGGGUCAAUUCGACGGAGUAACGCGUCAAAACGCGUUGUGAGAUUGAGUGAUGUAUUAUGAUGACGUGAUUCGACACUAGUGCGGCUUAUAUAAGUUUUCGCU
Macroventuria anomochaeta is the source of this 1111-nucleotide messenger RNA. RefSeq lists its product as uncharacterized. The record is from RefSeq and is a predicted model, not a curated record. The transcript has a single exon. NCBI's taxonomy places the organism in Eukaryota, Fungi, Ascomycota, Dothideomycetes, Pleosporales, Didymellaceae. The coding region runs from base 469 to 702 and encodes 77 amino acids.